Messenger RNA from Schizosaccharomyces japonicus yFS275, 2374 nucleotides. RefSeq names its product sphingosine N-acyltransferase Lag1. Gene Ontology annotation, biological process: ceramide biosynthetic process. Gene Ontology annotation, cellular component: membrane. The record is from RefSeq and is a predicted model, not a curated record. Lineage: Eukaryota; Fungi; Ascomycota; Schizosaccharomycetes; Schizosaccharomycetales; Schizosaccharomycetaceae. The transcript has a single exon. Gene Ontology annotation, molecular function: sphingosine N-acyltransferase activity. The coding region runs from base 865 to 2037 and encodes 390 amino acids.
GUUUUCCUGUUCACCUCCUUUAUCCUGAAAACCUGCACGACAAUUGUGUCUGGCCGACUUCGCUCAUUGCCGCCUCUUCCAUCUUCUCAACCGGAAACAACUUUCUAUCGCCUUAACUGUGCGUUCUGUAAUUUUCGGAGACAUUUGUCAGUAAAACGUUUAGAACGGGAUUCUUGCUGGUCAGUAUAAAGGGAUCGUAGAUAUUGAGUUUUCUUGUUUUCGUCGCGUGUUCUUUCGUCGGAAAAAAACGCUCCGAAAUAACUUAGUCACGUAUUUUCUGGAUUGGAAUUAAAGGUCGCGUCGAAACUUGGACGCUCCAGUCUACUCAAGCUACCAGAAACGGAAUUUCUGGCAUCAGCACGAACUCGUCGUGAAUUUGUGUGUCUAGACUGAAUAUCCUGUGUGUAUUUUUUUUUUCUAAAUCACAGGGUUUAUCACGUUUAGACCUGUGAACUGUGUGUGUUUCUACUCAAACAGAAACAUUCUAUUUAAACAAGGACGUGAACGUAGCAAACGUGAACGUCAACAUCGUUUGUAAGCAGCAUCACAUUGUGUGAGGCUUGUUAACAACGAAUUGUACAACGUCUAUACGUUUAGUCGUAACGGGCUUGGUUUCGUCUGUCUCGACACAUUAUUAAAAGCGGUAUUGGUUGUGGAAAUACCCGCUCUUCAGGCUUAUUUCGUUCAUUUUUAAACCUUGAACCCUUUGAGCAGCUCUUCUUAAUUCCACUAGGACACUUGUGCGUUUAUCAAACCGAAUUUUGAUUUUAGCACUGUUUAUUUUUUUUUCUGCUCAAUCGCUCUCACUCCUUGAUUUCAACCCUUUCGCCCUCUUUUUUACAACUUUUAAACUUCAUCUUCCACAUGCCUUCCGUUGUUCACGACGAAAAUUUUAAUGAGAUGAGCGCUGAGUCGGGCUUGCGGAAGCGAAAGUCGGCGGUCGAACGGUCGGAAAAGCCAUCUUUCAGAAAAAGUUCGAAGAAUGAUAAUUGUGCGCCAUCCCUUUCUGACCCGUCGUGGUAUCUGACUCCAGAUGGUAAGAAAAAGGUUGCUGCUCCUUUAUUUUUCGUGAUAUGGCAAAAGGAAAUUUCCUUAGCAGCCAUUUUGUCUUUCAUCAUUGCAAUGUUCAUUCCAGGGCUCCGCGACUUUGCUCGUCCGUUUUUGUUCCUCUCGUACGAGCGGCCCGACGGCUUAUAUGGUAAGGGAAUCAAAGACGUGGCUUUUACGACCUACUGGAUUAUCCUUUUCACCUAUGCGCGCGCGGCCUUUAUGGACUAUAUAUGUCGGCCAUUUAUCGUAUGGUACGGUGUGCGCCGACGCAAGACGGUUGUUCGUUUUUGUGAACAGGCUUGGUGUUUUGUGUACUACUUUACGUCCUGGCUCUUAAGUCUUUACCUGUACAGAACUGGCGGCUACUGGGCGGAUGAGAGACUACUUUUUGUUGAUUAUCCUCAACGGUUCAACACUGCUCUGUUCAAGUGGUACUAUCUGACACAGCUUAGUUUCUGGUUACAGCAAUUUGUUGUUCUGCAUAUUGAAGAGCGUCGUGCUGAUCAUUGGCAAAUGUUCGGCCACCAUGUAAUUACGAGUUCGCUUGUUGGACUUAGUUACCUCUUCAACAUCACCCAUGUCGGAAAUGCUAUCCUUUAUCUCUUCGAUUUUUCGGAUUUCAUUCUCAGUGGUUCAAAAAUGAUGAAGUAUAUGAAUUUUGGUCGGAUUUGCGACUAUGCUUUUGUUUCUUUCAUGCUUAGCUGGGUCUAUACACGGCACUACUUAUACUCUCGCAUCGUUAGUGUCGUUAUCCAUCACCUUCCUACGAUUAUCGGUGGUUUGCGUCUUGAUCUCGCGUCGGGCUUUCUGUUCAACCGUCCCAUUUACUAUAACUUCAUCUUUCUUUUGGUAUUCUUGCAGGUUCUUGUCUACUUGUGGUUUGCUAUGAUCGUCAAAGUCGCUUUCAGAGUCGUGACGGGUGCUGGCGCCGUGGACAGUCGCUCUGAUGAUGAAGGGGGGGAUCAAAAGACUGCUCAAAGUCCGUAGAAGGAGUGUAUGUUGAGCACAGCUUCUCUCGUUGAUUGAUUAAAGGUACCGUCAUCCCCCACCCGUGUCCUGCAUUACUUUGUUCUUUUGUCAUUCAUUAUCCCCGGACGGUCCGAGUUUCUUCGUCAGCCGGACUGUUGCUCACACAUUACAUACUACAGAUUAGAUUUCAUUAUUUUUUACCUAAACACUCGAUGUUAGGUGUGAUGUUACGUGUUGUGUGUAUGUAUGUAUAUUGUAUAGAGUGUGGGCAUUAUAAAGUCGUUAAUGUUUGAAGUAAUUGCUUAUUGAAUAGAGUUUAAACAGAUAUAUGUCUAAAGGUACAGAUGGUAAGCGU